AAUGAUAAUGUUGUCCAUGAACCUCAUAAUUUCCCCUUUGAAUCAUCCAUUAUUAAUGGGAAUAUUCCUGCGCCCAACUUUUCUUCGUCCUCUUCUGCCUGCAUCAAGAACAACAACUAUAAUGAUUGCUCAUUAUCUUCCCUUGUUGGGUUUUCUGAGAAUAUUGACCACAGAUCAUCAUCAUCAUCAUCAUUGUGGGUUUCUCGGGAUGAUAUUGCUGAAACUGACCAGAUCUUGAGAUCAGCUCAGACAUUAAUGCAAGGAGAUAUUACUGAAGCACAGUUGGAACAAGAGAAGGAGAAGAGCAGUACUAAUAAUAUAGACCAAGUCAGAGAGGAGGACCAUUUUAAUAAUAAUAAUAGUAACUGUUUGGAAGGGUCAAGCAAUAACUUUGAUUUUGGGUUGUUGGAAGGUGUACUUAACUCUGAAUAUAUGUCUUAUGACGUCCUCUCCUCCAUGGAUGAUCUUGCAUGGAACUUUUAGAUCAUGCACCCCUCUUUGACAUUCCUUUUAAUUUUGUUUAUAUUUCGUCAUUGUAACUAAAUUUCUCUUAUCUGUCAACUUAAUUGGGAGAAAUAUUUGUGUAUCACAUAACAGGUACUCUAUACAAAAUACUUUAGACGAAAUAUUCUUCAGUUAAUUAUUGUCAUUUCACAUGUAACAUUUGUAAA
Neltuma alba is the source of this 671-nucleotide messenger RNA. RefSeq lists its product as uncharacterized. NCBI's taxonomy places the organism in Eukaryota, Viridiplantae, Streptophyta, Magnoliopsida, Fabales, Fabaceae. The record is from RefSeq and is a predicted model, not a curated record. The annotation marks the transcript as partial. The transcript has a single exon.